Molecule: messenger RNA, 1527 nt
Organism: Drosophila novamexicana
Lineage: Eukaryota; Metazoa; Arthropoda; Insecta; Diptera; Drosophilidae
Exons: 2
Coding region: 16-1386 (456 amino acids)
Biological process (GO): biological process involved in interspecies interaction between organisms
Cellular component (GO): external side of plasma membrane
Molecular function (GO): carbohydrate binding
Source: RefSeq, a predicted model, not a curated record
AUAUAUAGAAGAAACAUGCAAAUUGUGCACAGUUUGUGCAGCGAGGCGCCUGCAGCCAUGAGGUUACUAGAAAUUGUGAUAUUGACCUUAAUCGUAGUAUAUCCAGAUGAGGGGCUCUCAGCCAAGCGACCCAACAAGGCAUCCAAGAAACCAGACAUUAAUGGUCCUUGCGGCAAGCGGUAUUUGCGUCAGAUUAACGGUAAAUGCUAUUAUUUUGCAGGCAAAAAGAUGAACUGGUUCGGGGCACAGAACAAUUGCCUGCGCAAGAACCUCAAUCUUGCCGAUCUGGCCACAAGAGAGGAAUACAAUGGCAUCGUAUAUUAUCUGAGAGCGCGCGGCAACAUGGAGGACUUUUGGUUCGGUGGCAAUGACCUGCAGACGGAGGGUCGUUUCACCUACAUUAGCACUGGUCGACCGGUACGCUAUUUCGGAGGUCUCAAAGGCAUUGAGGCCACGUUUCGCGCAAAUUUGGAUGAUUGCCUGGAGAUAAGGCUGAGGCAGAAUACCACCGGCAUUACCGAUGACAAUUGCCAGGAGAAACAAUAUUUUAUAUGCCAGACGAAUGCUGUCAAGUGUGCUCAGCCAGUGGAAGGUGGAGCAAACGAUACGCAACAUAGCCACGAGCAUUUGCAUCACUUCCAUCAUGAUACGGAAAAAGGCAAGGAAGACAGGGAUGGCUCGGAAAAUAGAGAUAAUGAACAGAGAGAUGUGGAAAGCGAUUCGCGGCCGGCUGAUAAUUCGAAUUCAACGGAAGUUAGGGAACUACCAGCCGAAGCAUCGGGUGAAAACACAUCGGCGAAUGGGGAGGAGAAUACACCAAUGGCAGAGGAGAGUUUAGGCACAACAAUUGUUCCACCAGCUAAUGGUGGAGAAGGUACGUUACCAGCUCCAGAGGGAACAGCAACAGCAAAUGGAACGGAAACUUCUGCACCGGCUAAAGCUGAAGGAGAAACUCCAGUGCCACCUGCAGAAGGAGCAGAAACUCCAGUGCCACCUGCAGCAGGAGCAGAAACUCCAGCGCCACCUGCAGAAGGCGCAGAAGCUGCAGCACCACCUGCAGAAGGGGCAGAAACUCCAGCGGCACCUACAGGAGAAGGCGCAGGAGCAGAGCCAGCACCAGCUGGCAGCGGAGAAGCGGCAGCACCUGAAAAGCCACCUGAAGAUCAAGCAGAGACUCCAGCACCAGAAAAUCCCGAUAAUCCAGCCGGCCGUGCUCCUAAAACAACACCUGUAGAAAUAACAACAACAACUGCGAGCUACGAGAAACCGGAUGAAGCUCACGGCAAAACUGAUUUGGCAACGAAGAACCUGGAUGAAGAGCUAAUUUCGACAGUGCCAGUGCCAGUGCCAGUGCCAGUGCCUGACGAGACAACGUCGGCUCAUUGAUGGAAUAUCGGUGGCACCUGUAAUCGGCGCUCAACAAGCACCUGAAAUAACCCCCAAUCCAAAUGCGUUUGUAAAAAUCGAAUUUCCAAUGCACAAAUAAAACGCCAGAGAUCUCGCCUGGCCUCUAUAUAAAUAAGUCAA